Molecule: messenger RNA, 2921 nt
Organism: Eriocheir sinensis (Chinese mitten crab)
Lineage: Eukaryota; Metazoa; Arthropoda; Malacostraca; Decapoda; Varunidae
Exons: 8
Coding region: 792-2921 (709 amino acids)
Source: RefSeq, a predicted model, not a curated record
AGCGCCUGUGACAUCAAGCUCAAGAUCGCUCCGCCGUCUAGAAUGGAACGUAAGAAAGUGGAAGAAAGAGAUAGACAGUGCAGUGAAAAGUGACGGUCUGAGGAGGUGGAAGCAUGUGAUGGAGCGAAAGAGUACUUUGGAGUGGUACAGGGAAAAAGAAGCCCCGCAGUGUGUCAGCUGGGAUGAUGGAAGCCUGGGUGGUGAUCUUCUCUUCCAAGCUCGAGCGCGCAGUGUAUGAGUGUGAAUGCAAGAAAUUACAGGUGUCUGAGUCCCGCAGCAAAGUGUGCCAGAUGUGUGACAGGGGUGUGGAUGAAACUGUCGCGCAUGUGAUACUGGUGUGUGGGAGGUACCGGAGAGAAAGGACGGAGAUGAUGAGGGUGGCACUGAGUGAGAUGGGCUGGGAUGUGAAUGGGAGGAUUGCAAGAACAGAGAGGGAAUGGAUGCUGCUGCUGCUGGGACUGAGUGCUGAAGCAAAUGAUAGAAUUAUAGAAGCCAUGAAGAGUUUUCUGGAAUAGAUGUGGUGUGCAAGAAAUAGGGAAUUGGAAGAUUUGUAAUGGAUACUGCUUGUGUUUUUUAUUUUUACAGGCUGUGCCGAUACGAAGGCCUGACUCCAACGGGUCACCUGUACAGCAAGAGCAAGAGCUCAAACGAACAGCUCAGCACCACCACCACCCCACAAGAAGAAAUAGACAACAGCAGAAGAAAAAGACCAUUACCACAGUGACAGUCUCCUUGCUCAGCGCUGACUCCCGGCCACGGCGAGCACUUCCCUUCAAUACCGUCACGGCGCCAUGGAGGAGGCUGCAGGGAAGGGCUGCACCACGGGCGACAACCCCGAGGACUGUCCAGUGUGCCUGACAAACUUUGAUGACAUAGUGCAGCGGCCACGCAAUCUGCCUUGUGGCCACACUGUCUGCACACUGUGCAUAGAUAAGCUGAAGGAGCAGGGCCGUGUUACCUGUCCAGAGUGCCGCAUCAGCCAUGCUGUUCCAGAGGGAGGGCAGUUCCCUGUCAGUUAUAUUGCUGAGGCUUUGAUAAGAAUGAUGAGAGAUGCCAAGGUGGCAACAGCAGCCUUGUCACCACCCAGUGCUGGGAAAGGGAAAGAAGCAGCAGAAGCAGCUGACAAAAAGGAAGUGACGGGUUUCUCCAAGAAGAUGCGUUCCUUUCUGCAGGAACAGGAGGCCACAGUUGUGGCCGCCAUCACCGCCUGCCGGGAAGCUCGGUCGCAGCUGGACCAGUACCAGACAACCCUGACAGGCUGGGGCGAGAGGCAGCAGCACCUGGAGGACAGGCUCCAGGGACUGGUGGACCAGAGCAGGAGUGCCAGAGGGCUUGUGCAGCAGGAAAAGUCCCGCACGACAGCCAUGGAGGUGAAGGUGAAGGUGGUAGAGCAGGCGCUGCAGGCCAUGCAGGAGACAUUGCGCACCCUUAAAACAGAGCAAGAAGCAGGUGUUGUGGUGACUGAAGUUUUUCGUUGCACUGGUGAGGCAGAGCAGGUGGUGCAGGAGUGCCAAGAAUGUUUCCCUGAUGCCAGCACUGUCACUACUGCCAGGAAGGUGAGAGAGGCAUCUAGUGCAGCGCUGGAGGCUGCUCAGGCUGUCCAGGCGGCUCUGGAAACUCCUUCUUCUGUUACUUCAGAGGAGCCCAGGCCCCUGUCAAACCCAGCAGAGCCCAGGCCCCUGUCAAACCCAGCAGAGCCCAGGCCCCUGUCAGACCCAGCAGAGCCCAGGCCCCUGUCAGACCCAGCAGAGCCCAGGCCCCUGUCAGACCCAGCAGAGCCCAGGCCCCUGUCACACCCAGUAGAGCCCAGGCCCCUGUCAGACCCAGUAGAGCCCAGGCCCCUGUCAGACCCAGCAGAGCCCAGGCCCCUGUCAGACCCAGUAGAGCCCAGGCCCCAGUCAGACCCAGCAGAGCUUAGUUCCCAGUCACACCCAGAGGAGCUCAGUUCCCAAUCAGGCUCAGAAGAGCCCAGGCCCCAGUCAGCCUCAGAAAAGCUCCAGGUCCAGUCAGACCCAGGCUCCACCAUCAUGGACAGAGUGAAACUCAUCUUGACGCUGAACUUGAAGGCCAAGGAUCUCCGCAGCCUGUCGCAGCCUGCCUUGAGCCUGAUACAGGCUGGCCGGGUGUUUGCAGUCCACCAGGUGAAAGGUCAGCGCCGACUUGCAAGAAUAAGCCUUGAAGCCGGCCGGCUGUGCCUCCACACCCUGAAGGAGCAGCACCACUCACUAGAUGCAGCAACCCUGCAGGUGAGUUGGGGACUUGGCCCUCCCCGGGACACACGCAUAUUUGUGCAUGGCAAGGAUGCUACAACAGAAGGCAUCAAGUCCCUUAUGAUCAAAGCCAAUGACACGGGUGUGCUCGUCAUUGCAGUGCCUGUACUACAAUCCCUACAAGAGCUUGGUCUUGAGAACAUGCAGAAAGAGUCUCAGGUGGCAGAUCUUCAGGUGAGACGAUUUGGGGUGGCGGAUCUUAAGGUGAGGCAAUCUGGGGUGGCGGAUCUUAAGGUGAGGCAAUCUGGGGUGGCGGAUCUUAAGGUGAGGCAAUCUGGGGUGGCGGAUCUUAAGGUGAGGCAAUCUGGGGUGGCGGAUCUUAAGGUGAGGCAAUCUGGGGUGGCGGAUCUUAAGGUGAGGCAAUCUGGGGUGGCGGAUCUUAAGGUGAGGCAAUCUGGGGUGGCGGAUCUUCAGUUCCUCGAGCAACAAGACUCUUUAACCCUUCAAGUCUUGCGUCUCAUCCUCCACCACGGCAGGAGAGGCCUUGCCGGAGACCUCUUCCUCCGUGCCUCCCAGGGGCAAGGAUACGGAGAAGUGUUGUGCAAGGUCUGGCACUGCCGGCACCGAAUGGCAGUGAAGUGCCAGGUGGUGCUCAGACAGCAGCACCUGCGUCAGCUCAGCUCUGCCUGCUGCCUCCUGACCAGCGGCUGA